Molecule: messenger RNA, 2076 nt
Organism: Eremothecium gossypii ATCC 10895
Lineage: Eukaryota; Fungi; Ascomycota; Saccharomycetes; Saccharomycetales; Saccharomycetaceae
Gene: SEC39
Product: Sec39p
Exons: 1
Coding region: 1-2076 (691 amino acids)
Biological process (GO): retrograde vesicle-mediated transport, Golgi to endoplasmic reticulum
Source: RefSeq, marked provisional
AUGAAACAGGACACCGUAAUGCUCAAAGAUAGGCUCUACAUCUUACUAAGUGUCCUUGCAACACGAGGGGAUGUCGAAAGGGUAGAAAAGUGUGUUGUAUAUGAUAGUGAAUUAAGUGUUCAGGAAGUGCUAGAAGUGAUAUGCGUGUUUUGGCCAGAAGUAGACGACCCGGAGCGGCUGUGGUUUGUGUACGAGGGCAUCGAGCGGGAGCGGCAGUCAACAGGGGAACUAGAAUUUGAACUGAUAAAUAGCGAGGCGGAACUGCAGGCUUUGGUGGAUGCGGAUGCGGAUGUUGUUAGGGGGCGGGCAGAGAUGCUGCGAAGCCACGUCCGCUCGCGGUUGGAGGCACACAGUGUAGCAGUGGAUGUAGCCGACUGCGCGGGUACCUUUGCGCGGGCACGGACCGUGCUAGUCAACGAGGUGGAACCGGACGUACUCUUCCAUUCGGGCAUCAUACGGCGCUUGCGGCGCGGUGGCCGCUGCGCAGCAGUGACGGCAUGGGAACGGGGCAUUCUUCGGCCGCUGGCACACGCAAACUGCAGCAUUUCCCGGCCGCUCUUGGUGAGUGCUUUCGAACAGCUGACGCCAGCAGAGGCGCUGGAGUUGUUUGUUGAGCCCCGCAGUGAUGAGCCUGCGGUGCACCGGGCUGUGCUUCUGCAUGAAGUGGUGCCAUAUGUGACAUUCAAACAGGCCUACCAGGAGUUUUUGGAUGUCUUCCUCACGCCGGAACAGUUCCCCCUGACGACGCUUGAGAACUUUGAGUUUCUCAAAUACAUGACCAAGACUGUACGUCCCCUGUUUGCGGAACAGCCCGGGAAGAAGAAGGUAUUCGACCGGAAACUGCUUCAAUUGCUGUAUGACCGGGGUGAAAGCUUGGCUGAAAUUCCAUUGCCGGACUUGCCUCGGGAACUCUAUGGAUUGCUCUUACUCAUUGACGAGACGGUGACGCUUUCUGACGGUGUCUCAGUGAAGGACCUGAUCGAGUACACAAAGUACAUGGAUGCUGCCAAUAACUAUAGUCUGAAAUCAAUGCGUUCCUUAGCGAAUGCAGAUGAGUUGGCGCAGCUGGCAUCAUUUAACUCCAUCAGCCAUUAUUUAUUGGCUGAAUCGCCAUCUGUCCAGACACUACAAUUUUUAUUAAGCUCAUCUAAAUUGUACCCAAAAUUAACGAAGGAGAAUCAAGAAUCUGCAAUUAUCGAAACACUGCUGUCUCUCAGUGAAUUUACGUUGCUGCACGACUUCUCUCUCCAGGCAGGUUUCCAGGUCGAAAAAUCGGUCAUUUUGAAGUACUUUUGGCGCUUUUUCAACAGCGCACCAAAUGGGUCCAGGGACCGGCCAGAAAUGACAAAGGCGAGGAACAAUCUUCGCUUACUGCCCAAAAAGGACUAUUAUUAUCUUGAGACUCUUCUUGAUGUCGCAGACGCCUUGGCAAAGUAUUCGCUAAGCUACUCACGUGGACAACCCUUCAGACCAUCGCAUAUAUUGGAUCUCAAAGAUGAUCCAUUCAGAAUCAUAAGCAAACUGCUAGAAACGAAUCCCAGUCUGUACCGUGACGUUGAAACGACUUUCGAAAUCCUCAAGCAAUUAUAUGAGGGAUUGCAACUGCAGCCUCAUGAUCCAAAGUACACAAGUGAAUAUACCCGUUUGCUAGUCUGUCACAUUGAUUGUGCAUUGGCAAAUAUGGAAUUCAAGUUUGCAUAUGAUAAGGUCAUCGAACUGCUCGAGAACCAUGAUGGUUUGGGAGAGCAUUGGUCAACAAUAUUCCAGGUUGGCAAAUAUAUUGAUCCCACUUGGCCAGAUAAUGAAGUGCCAACAGAAAUCAUUUAUCUGCAAAUGGAAGUUUUGAGCAGGCUUUUGCAUAUCUGCCCUGUGGAGGAUGUUGAAGCAGUUGUAUCAACAUGGAGUGGAUUGGAGCUGGAAUUAUCCACCCGCACUGAUGUACGAGACGUCUAUUCUCUUUCAAAUAAUAGUACUAACCCUAAGCACUUGAGAAAGGAAAUCGUGCAACAGGUUUCGUCCAGUGUAUCAAACUUUCUUUCCGAUGGCAUUAAAUGGGCAAUUGGUGAAGGCAAGUAA